AUGGCGGAAAAGGAAGCUCUUCCGCAUUCUGAGCCUGGACCCAACUCACCGAAACUCGACGAAAAUCACGAGGGAAGCUCCGAUGACAAGGAUUACGAUUCGGAUGCUUCAACAGAGAUCGAGGUGGCCGAAGGAAUGCAAGAUUUGAUGCUCGACGAUGAGAUUGUUUUGGGUGCAUUCGCUCGUCAACAACCGCGUCCGACUUUUUGGGAUACUUUCAUUGAAAGUUCAGUCGUAAAAAUGUCAUUUCUCAUCGGGAUGGAUAGCGUUGGCUCGUUUACGUAUCUUUACAUGAAAUAUGGAGCGUCGGUGAAAUGGCCGUUGAUUGUGCAACUAUUGGUAUUGGGACUGCCCGUGUUACUGCUUGAACUUUCUUUGGGUCAAUUCACAUCUCUCAACCCGUCUUCUCUGUACAAGAGAAUGGUUCCCGCUUUUGGAGAUAUGGAAAUG
Mesorhabditis belari is the source of this 450-nucleotide messenger RNA. NCBI's taxonomy places the organism in Eukaryota, Metazoa, Nematoda, Chromadorea, Rhabditida, Rhabditidae. The record is from the annotation of a GenBank genome assembly.